CAUGAAACAAAAACAAAAAAAAGCUUGCUCACAGCGUCAAAACUGAAAACCUAACAACAACAUCAAAGCGAUAAAACUCGUAAUUUUUCGUGUUUUUCACUAUUAAUUUUGUCUUGGAACUGUAUAUAAAGAGUGUAACUUAUUUGGUUGUUUAACAAAUUCGCCCAAAAUGGACAGACAGUGCAGUGAACUAAAAAUCAAACAAGAAACACCUGAUGAGACCGACUAUAAUUAUGGUAUUGGAGAAAUACCCAGUGCAGAGCCAAGAAAUGCACACUUCGAAUGCGAUCCAUCAUCGAACAGUGCAGCAAUUACAGAUUUCAAACAAAUUAAAAAAGAAGAUGAUCUCAUUUUGGAUUCCCGCGAAAAGAAUGAUCUGAAUAUGAAAAACGCAUUAACAAAUGAAAGACUGAAAAGUGAACCGCUCGAGCCCAAUAUUGAACCGGGAUAUCAAUCCAACUACAUUAAGCAAGAACCGGAGCUCAUGCUUGAAUCGGAUGAGUUGCCACCCGAUCAGGAAUCGUCAAGCGAAACCUCCGCCACUAAACCACCACAAAAGAAACGCACGGCCACCAUAUACCGACAGCUAAUCGAUCCAAACAAGUGCUACCUUUGCGAUCUAAUCUUCGACAAUCCCGAAAGCCGCGAAAUGCAUCUAGCUGUGCACAUGGAUAUGCUGCCCUAUGAGUGCGAGGUAUGCACCAGCGAAAGUGGAGCUCCGGUGAAGAUCACUUCUUCGCUGGUUCAACUCCAUCGCCACGUCCAAAUGCAUACGAACAAACUCAAAUGCCCAAAGUGUCCAUCGCGAUUCAACAAGAAAAGAUCGUUGACCGAGCACGUUUUGACGAAACAUAGCAAAGAUGCUGGAGAUAAGGAGGCUUGCCCGAUCUGUGGGGUAAAGAUGAUCAGAAGAUACCUAAUGAGACACAUGCGAGGACACGAAUCGCUGGAGGAAGGUCGGUACACUUGUUCCUUCUGUGGGAGGAAGUGUAAAAGCAGACCUUGCCUGAUUUCGCAUGAACGAUGCCACACCAACGAGCAUCCAUACAAGUGCAAGUAUUGUUCGAAAACCUUCAAAACCCAGAGCCCUCUGAUAGGUCACGAGCGAAUUCAUACCGGUGAGAAACCGUACAGUUGCCAGAUUUGCGGCAGCAGCUAUCGAUGGUUGAGUUCCUUGAAAGUUCACUCCGAAGCGGCUCAUGGAACGACCUUGGAAACCCCUUCGCAACCGCCAGAGUACAAAUGCGAAAUGGAGGGAUGCGAUUUCAGAACCAACAAGCGGACUCAGCUCACCAAGCAUAGAGCGAAGCACCGAAUGGAGUAUCAGUGUACGUUUUGCUCGAAACGUUUCCCAGAUGGAAACCAACUGAAGAUGCACGAGGGUAUCCACCAGGAGAGGAACUUCCAUUGCGAACAGUGCUCGAAGAGUUUUCGCACAAAGAGAUACUUGACCAAACACAUGGUGCUGCACGGUACAAAUCGACAGUUUGUGUGCAGAACAUGCGACAAAUCAUACUUUACAAAACAAUAUCUUAGAAAACACCUCAUGAAGCAUGUCGAAUGUCAAAGCAAGGAUCAAAUGGACGUUAUCAUUGGCAAAAAGACCGCAGUGAAUCCAACGACAUCAAGGGCGAAACGUAAUCAGUGAAAUAAAUUGUUUUCAAACAUCA
This is a messenger RNA of Aedes aegypti (yellow fever mosquito), 1670 nucleotides long. Its product is annotated as zinc finger protein 14-like. Gene Ontology annotation, biological process: regulation of transcription by RNA polymerase II. The record is from RefSeq and is a predicted model, not a curated record. Lineage: Eukaryota; Metazoa; Arthropoda; Insecta; Diptera; Culicidae. Bases 170 to 1648 code for a protein of 492 amino acids. Gene Ontology annotation, cellular component: nucleus. Gene Ontology annotation, molecular function: RNA polymerase II cis-regulatory region sequence-specific DNA binding; DNA-binding transcription activator activity, RNA polymerase II-specific. The transcript is spliced from 4 exons.